Messenger RNA from Astrephomene gubernaculifera, 818 nucleotides. NCBI's taxonomy places the organism in Eukaryota, Viridiplantae, Chlorophyta, Chlorophyceae, Chlamydomonadales, Astrephomenaceae. The record is from the annotation of a GenBank genome assembly.
CAGAGGCGCUGCGGCCAGCUCUUACCAGAUAAAGAAGUCUUUCGUAUCAACAAGGCGUGUUGGUUGCUAGAGGCAUUAAAGUUUGAGUUCCCGCUUUUUCCGCCUCUCUGACAAAUGGCCGAUGUGCUGGGAUCGCUCGGAUUUACACAAGACCUACCUGACGACCUGGUAGAGCAAGAUGAUUUUACGCUGCUGGCAAACGCAGUCCGCAACGAGCGGAACACCCAAGACAUCUUGGAGUAUAAGCAUGAACUUGUGGAGCGUGUGCAGCAGCGCCUGGAAGACCAGGUUAAUCGGGUAGACACAUGGAAGGACGCCGGCAAAAGCAACCGAUUACCGGAGGACGACAUCGACAUGUCGGUGCCCAUCCUCUGCUGCACGCUAAAUAACAACCGGUUCAGGUACCUGCUCAAGGCCUACUGGCGCGCCCGGCUGCAAAAGAUUGAGCGCUUCGCCACCCUCAUCAUAGACUCGCCCGAGCUGCAGCGCAACUGCUCCCCCAAGGAGCUGCAGCACUGCCUGCAGUACUUUGUGGCGGUGGGCAGGUGUCUGAAGGAGGUGGUGCUGGCCCGGCUGCCGGAGGAGUUCCAGACGCUGGUCCAGGAGUCCCAGCUGACGGACGCGCGGGACAUGCUGCCCGCCCCCCGGCUGGACCGCUGCGUGUUCGUCAAGAUCACCAAGGAUGCGGGGCACGUGGCGGUGGACACGGAGGGUCAGAAGCUGGUUGACAUGAAGGCGGGCGACAUCUACAUCAUCCAGUACCAGCUGGUGCGGCGGCUGGUGCAGCAAGACAUGGCAGUGCUCAUAUGAUGCAGGGC